AUGGUAAUUGGAAAAAAUAUUGCGUAUCAAACAAAUUUACCAGAACCACUUAAGAAGAGAAUGAAAUUUAUUCAAUCUAUACCCGAAGAGGGUGAUGAAAGAAUAAUCGAUGAUAUGACGGAAAAAGAAACAAAUAGUAACGAUUAUGAAAAUCCAGCACGCACCAUGAUGUAA
Molecule: messenger RNA, 174 nt
Organism: Dentiscutata erythropus
Lineage: Eukaryota; Fungi; Glomeromycota; Glomeromycetes; Diversisporales; Gigasporaceae
Source: the annotation of a GenBank genome assembly